Coccidioides posadasii C735 delta SOWgp is the source of this 1732-nucleotide messenger RNA. Lineage: Eukaryota; Fungi; Ascomycota; Eurotiomycetes; Onygenales; Onygenaceae. The record is from RefSeq and is a predicted model, not a curated record.
AUGAAUUCUAACUCACCUAACAAUUUAGCCGAUGAAAUGCACGGAUUCACUCUCUUGAAUUCCGCUCCCUCGAUUCUCGCUCCGCGCCUCGGGCGUUUGUGUCUCAAAGGACGAAAACCAAUCCAGACCCCUCACUAUGUCCCAAUUACCUCCCGAGGUGCCGUCCCGCAUGUGUCCCAUGACACGAUGCGAGAUCAUAUGUCCGUUCAGAGUCUAUAUGCUGGGCUGGAAGAUUGUCCACGAAGAAUUCCACCUAUCGCUUGCACGACACCAAAUAGUUCAAAUUCUAUUACGAUAUUCACCUCUGUCGGAUUUCGUCAGCUUGAAGACGGAGAAUAUGCCAAAGCUAUCGAGAAGUUACAGCCGGAUUUUGCGGUCGGUCUAGCAGAUCUCGUCCUGACGCAGCCACCGGGUGUCAAGAGGCGGGAACGUAUGGUGGACAGAACUCAUGCAUGGACUAGGGACACAAUUGACCGGCUGUAUGGCGCCGGAAACACGUCCGGGGUGUCAAACAAAUCACUUUUCCUUGCUCCCCUACUCCCCCUGGAGAAGGAAUUGCAGCUCUUAUAUGUGCAGGAUCUAGAAGAUGAGAUGAAGGAUUCGAUUUCUGGCUUCGCUCUCUUUGAUGGAUCAACAGUCGAGGCUGUCCCCGAUUCCAUGUCGCACCUUGUCCGAAUGUUUUUCGGAAACCCUCACACGCCUCAUAAGGUCUUGAGGGAGAUCUCUUUGGGGAUUGACCUUACAACAAUACCAUUUAUCGGAACUGCGUCCGACGCAGGUUUAGCAUUCGAUUUCACCUUUCCUCAGCCGCCCACAGAGAAUAGCAAAAGGAAUUUACCUUUGGCGUUCGAUAUGUGGUUAUCGAGCCAUGCAGUUGAUACUGAGCCAUUAAAACCCGGCUGUCAAUGCUAUACCUGCAAGAAUCACCACCGUGCAUAUAUCCAGCAUUUGCUCAAUGCAAAAGAAAUGCUUGCAUGGACGUUGCUGCAGAUCCAUAAUCAUCACGUCAUGGAUCAGUUUUUCGCUGCGGUCAGAGGAAGCAUUUGGAACGGGACAUUUGCCCAAGAUGUGGAAACAUUUGAACGGGCUUACGCCCCGGAAUUCCCUGAGCAGACAGGUCAGGGUCCAAGAAUAAGAGGCUAUCAAGCCAAGUCAGAACAUGGGGCUUCAAAAAGGAAUCCAAGGGCCUAUGGACGCCUCGACGACCAUGCACAGAAACUCAUGGAAGCAGAGUCAUCCGUACCUACGCCAGAUGUGGGAGCAGACGAGCUCCAGGCACACGGAUUUGCUGAGAAAUCAGAAUAAUCCACCCAGCGGCGGACGGGGUUUGGUGCCACUAUACCACCACUCGCGUAGACGAUGUCUAACUUCGUGUGGUGAACCGCGAUAUACAUCGAAUGUCUUCUACCUCCGAAAUCGGAUGCCCCUUUUUUUUUUAGAGAAAAAUGCUUGAAUGGGCUAGCUAUAGCUGGAGGGUGAGGUAGGACAAAUAUAGAGCUACACGCCCCAAGCGUGCAUAGGGCAAGUUCACAUACCAAAUUUCACUUUGGGAAACUUGGACAAACAUUUUGUUAUGACUAUCGCCCUGAUCCGAGCUCUUCAUAUCCUUAGACUGCAGAGAAUGAGCUAUCUCGCAUGUUGCGCAAGUAAAGACCCCGAGCUCAGCAUGCCGAGUGUGCUUCUCUGAACUCGAUAGAUAGACCAAUUAGUCCGUUUCCCGCUCAUCAGAAGC